AUGGCAACAAAAGCAGCGAGCAGCGAAAAAUCCAAAACUAUUCUGCCAUCCAUCAGCGAAGACAAGCUUGAUGAUAACCUGACAUCACCAAGAGAUUCCAAACCAAAGAGUUCUUCGAAACGCAAAGAUCUUGUAAACUCGGCAGACCCGGAGGUUGCGGUUUCCAGUGAGGAGCAGGGUAGAAAAGCACCCGGUAAAAAGGAAGCUGUUACUGAAGAGCCCGGAAAAGAAAUGCUGUCGUCCAGAAAUCGAAGAAGAAUAGUAAGGCGAAGUUCUCUACAAACCGGACUUUUAAAUUGUACAGACUCCAAGACAGAGAUGGCUAGAGAAGGUCUGAAAACGCCGAGACGAACUUCUAAAAAGAAAAUACAAGUUGUCAAACCUCCCUCUCCAGAUAUCAUCGAUCUAAGUAACGAAAAAGUAGUACGAGAGUUAAUGCUACGAUUGUUUGAGACUUUAAGGUUAGCAGAGACAGAAACACAGGGGAGCGCUUCAAUGGAACAAGAAGACUGGAAAAUGAUGAAUAAAACCAAAGACAACGAAGCACGCUUACACACUGACUUUGAAACCACGACGAAAUUCCAUCAGCAGAAUGUUAUUAAGUUUCCAAAACUUUCCAGAUCCACAUCGCACUUAGAGGUGUUUUACUCGAAACCUCUGAGUUGGCAACGCUUAAAAAAUGGUCAAACACAACGGCGUAAGAGGUCUACGAAUUAUUAUGCUUUUCGAGAGAGCUUCACCAAGUCGUACCAGGACGAGAGAAAGGAAAUGUAUAACCACGGACAGCUUAGUCAAAUGAUUUGGAACUGCGGUUUCAUUGCACCCAUUAGCACCUCUAGAACGAUGUUGCGUAAUAGAGGAUUUAGCUUUCCGUUAUUGAUGAGACACAGCAAUGCAAUUGUCUCCCCGAGGCUGCUUAAAACGGCACAUGAAUCUCGCAAAUCUGUCACGUUUGCUGUGUAA
Messenger RNA from Porites evermanni, 963 nucleotides. The record is from the annotation of a GenBank genome assembly. Lineage: Eukaryota; Metazoa; Cnidaria; Anthozoa; Scleractinia; Poritidae.